ACGAAACCCCCACCCCGCACCUUUCAACCUUUGUUCGGCACGCUCCUCAACUCUUUCGCCGGAAAACUCCAGGCGUGAGCAACUGAAUCCCUCGGCACUAUGGAGGAUGAGGAUGGCCAGCAGGGGCAAGGACAUCGCCGGACUCGGUCCGCCAUGGUUUCCUUACUCGCCCCCUCUCACUCCCAUCGCCAGAAAUCUCACUCUCGACACGCGUCGGCUGCAGUUAGUCCUAGUUCUUCCCAACAAAAUAUCGAACCACUCCCGAGUGCUACGCCAGCACCAAGUGUCAAAGGCUCGGCCCGAGGUUCCGUUAAACCGGAACUCCAACCUGAAAUGUCAUCCUCCUCGACAGGAUCCCUUGCCAACUCAGGAGUUCUGGUAGCUGGUCCUGGUGGUGGUGGGAGGACUGUGGAAGAGACGGUACGAAAUUUUCGAUUGUAUGAGGCACUUCGAUGUGGGGAUACUGCCGCAAUUACACGCGCAAUCCGGGAGUCAUCCGGGGAAAACGGAGCAAGGUCUUCCAUUUCAUCCUCGGUGGAGGCCUUUUCCAGUGCUGCCAAAUCUUCUGUUCUUCACCUUGCUGUCCAAUGUGCAGAACUUCCUGUCUUAGAGUACAUACUUUCUACAACCACAACCGACCCGAAUGCCGAAUCGAGUCUACCAUACCUGGAUAUCAAUCAGCGAGACCCCAAUACUGGCAAUACCCCUCUUCAUCUAGCUGCACAUCUGGGCCGGACUGAAGUGGUCUCUUUUCUCCUUAAACAACCUGAAAUCAACGACAGUAUCCACAAUUAUAACAAUCGGACUCCUCUUGAGGUUUCCAGAACUCCACAAAUAUUUCAACUGCUCCAGCUCGCAAGAUCUAUUUACCUCGAAGAGAUCACUGAAAAGCUCUAUAGCCUGAUAAACCGCCAGUCUUACAGCGAAAUAGAGACCCUCUUGGAGAUACCGAGGGUUAAAGGAUUGUUGGAUCUGAAUGCUCUUGAACCCCCCACAAAUGGUGGGUCAACACUAUUACACGAUGCGGCUAGGAAAAGAGAUAUCAAGCUUAUCGAGAUAUUAUUGCUCCACGGAGCUGAUCCUUUCCGAAGGGAUAAGAAGGGGAAAUUGCCACAAGACCUGCGAAGGCCGCUGCGAGAGGAAUCGAAGAACGGGCUUGGUGCUCCCAGCAUGGGGGCUGAUGGGCUUUCUUCAAGCAUUGGCGGGAAGGAAGGCAGGGAGACAAAAGGUUACCUCAAAAAAUGGACCAACUAUACUACUGGGUAUAAGUUAAGAUGGUUUGUCUUGGAGGAUGGUGUGUUAAGUUAUUACAAACAUCAGGAUGAUAUUGGUUCUGCCUGCCGCGGUGCGAUAAAUAUGAGGAUAGCUAAGCUUCAUAUGGACCCCCAAGACAAACAGCGCUUCGAAAUUCACGGCAAAGGCAGUGUCAAGUACCAUUUGAAGGCGAACCAUGUUGUUGAAGCUAAGCGUUGGUAUUGGACCCUCAAUAAUGCGAUUCAGUUCGCCAAGGAUGAGGCGCGAGAGGAAGAGAGACGGAAGCGAGGGGAGGCUGAGAAGCUGGGAAAGAUUCGGGAGCAAGCGAGGGGUGGGGACGGAGAGGGGGCAGCCGACAUGAGCAGGCGCGGAAGUAGGGCAGGGAGCGUAAUCAGCGAUAUCAAGCGGGGUAAUCUUCGCACAAGAGGCAGCGGCCUUGCCGAAGACGAUAGCGAUUCUUAUGAACCCAGUGUUAGCGCACCGGGAAUUCUAGUUCGUAGGGAUGGCGAAGGGGUUGAAGAGGGUCAAGAUAUUGAUGAUGACGAUUCAUCUUCUCAUGCUCAAGCUGAUCCUCCUUCCUCGGACACCCUUGCACUUACGGCAAAUUCUGCGAGAUUACAGCUCGAUUUAUUAUCACAAGUUGUACUUGCUCUGCAGUUUGAGCAUGCUAACAACCCUGCUUUGACUCUGAGCGACCCCACUGUUUCUGCUGCCUUGACUAGCUAUGACUCUGCUGUUUCUAGCUUGAAGACUCUCAUUGGUGACUGCUUGGCAAUGAGCAAAGAGAGGGAUGCUUACUGGAGGUAUAGGAUGGAGAAGGAGGUUGCGUUGAGAAGGCUAUGGGAGGAGAAUAUGGCCCUUCUCGCAUAUGAACAAGAUGAACUUGAGGGCAAGGUUAUUGGAGAGAGGCAGAGGAGGAAAAGGGCAAAGAAGGCAUUAAAGGAAGCUCUUAAGAAGAGCGAGAGCAUGCCUUUGAGCCCGCACGGAGAACUCCUAGGGGGUCGAGGCAAAGAGAUUGAGGGUGUUGGUAGAAAGCUUGAGGAGGUGGAACUCGACAACGAAGGUCUGGCUAGAAGGGAUAGCACAAACCUCCCGCUGAGUGAAGCGGUGGGCGAGGGUUUGAGUGGUAGCGACAGCGAUAGUGACGCUAGUGCCGAAUUCUUUGACGCUGUUGACAAUGGGGAGGUUGAGGUUAUGACCGAAAUGCCCAUGACCGUCAGGAGCCCGGGAUUGCCGGAAGCCAAGGAACUCAUGUCACCAAUCGAGAGCACCUUAGGGGAUACGAGGGAGAAAAAGCUGGACGCAAUCAAGGGCAGUUUUAGAGGAUACGAGGAUGGUAUAAGAGAGAGGUUGUCGAUGGACGCAGAUGAUCGUCCAAAAAUAUCCCUAUGGGGAAUUCUCAAAUCUAUGAUCGGGAAAGAUAUGACAAAAAUGACGCUUCCUGUAUCUUUUAAUGAGCCAACUUCCCUUCUUCAACGGGUGGCCGAGGAUAUGGAAUAUACGGACCUCUUGGAUCAAGCUGCUGACCGCUCUGAAUCAACCGAGAGAAUGGUUUAUGUUGCUGCUUUUGCAGCCAGUGAAUAUAGCUCUACCACUAACCGUGUGGCGAAGCCAUUCAAUCCGUUACUGGGAGAAACCUACGAAUACUGUCGCCCGGAUAAGAAGUACCGGUUCUUUAUCGAACAAGUAUCCCACCAUCCUCCUAUUGGAGCCGCAUGGGCAGAGGCCGAAAAGUGGGAUUAUUGGGGAGAGUCUGCUGUGAAAUCAAAGUUUUAUGGAAAGAGCUUCGAUAUCAACCCAUUAGGAACUUGGUUUCUGAGGCUCAGAACUGCCGAUGGCAGCGAAGAGCUGUACACCUGGAAGAAAGUUACUAGCUCCGUAGUUGGUAUCAUCACCGGGAGUCCAACAGUUGACAAUUACGGACCUAUGGAAAUCAAAAACUGGACAACUGGGGACACUUGUCUUCUUGAUUUCAAAGCACGCGGAUGGAGGGGCGCAGGAUACGAGGUCAAGGGACGAGUCUUGAACGGUGAUGGCGUACAGGUAUGGAGUAUCGGCGGCCGGUGGAACGACAAGAUUUAUGCUCGCCUGAGUCCUGGAUACGAUGCCGUCAUUUCACCCCAAGACGCCGUUAGUGUUGGCAGCGGUAACCCUGGAUCCAACGCCGCUUUCUUAGUCUGGCAGAGCCACCCUCGCCCACCUGCUCCAUUUAACCUUACUCCUUUCGCCAUCACUCUCAAUGCCCUACCGGAGAAGUUGAAGCCCGUCCUUUGCCCUACGGACACAAGAUGGAGACCUGAUCAACGUGCGAUGGAAGAAGGGGAGUACGAUUUCGCCGCUACGGAGAAGAAUCGUCUUGAGGAGAAGCAGAGAGCUAAGAGAAGGGAGAGACAUGAGGCUGGUGUCGAAUACAAGCCGAGAUGGUUCGAGAAGGGAACUUGCGACGUGACUGGCGAGGAGUACUGGGUUUUUAGGGGCGAGUACUGGAGGAACAGAGAUGAGGUGGCGGAGGGCGGUGGAUGGGUUGAAAUCGAGGACAUCUUUUAGAGAUAAAGCUUAGACGCUGAGAGGGGUGUCUAGCCUUUUCCCUCUCUUGCACUAGACGUGCGUAAUGGGGUCUGUCUUUCCUAAUUGAUGUGGCCGGGAUUGUGGGAGACCUUUGACUUUUCUUUUCUUUUCGUUCCUCAGUAAAGGCUUCCAGGUAUUUUGUAAGUGAUAUGGAGUAAGCCGGAUACAGUAUGCGGAAGGUUGCCUGGGGAAGUUUACAAAAUGAGAUUAUUGUAGAUCUGUUAACUUGCAACUUA
Molecule: messenger RNA, 4058 nt
Organism: Tuber melanosporum (Perigord truffle)
Lineage: Eukaryota; Fungi; Ascomycota; Pezizomycetes; Pezizales; Tuberaceae
Exons: 6
Coding region: 100-3801 (1233 amino acids)
Biological process (GO): piecemeal microautophagy of the nucleus; maintenance of cell polarity; exocytosis
Cellular component (GO): membrane; intracellular membrane-bounded organelle; nuclear envelope
Molecular function (GO): sterol binding; protein binding
Source: RefSeq, a predicted model, not a curated record